Molecule: messenger RNA, 5633 nt
Organism: Vitrella brassicaformis
Lineage: Eukaryota; Vitrellaceae
Source: the annotation of a GenBank genome assembly
CAAGAACAAGCGCAGAAGCAGCAUCUGUGGAGAUCUGCCUACUUCCACCAAGAUGCAGCCGAGUUCGAGACGCCACGAAAGCCAUUCGUGACGCUGCCGACCCGAACGUGGCCCUGGCUGAUCCUGCCUGUUUUGUUUGUGCAAUCAACGUGCUGCCAGCCAGUGGUUAGUGCUGCUGCCGCCAUCGGCUACUGCCUGUGAGUGUGAGCCGCGAUGUCGAUAAAGCUUCGCGAGUUGAUCCGGAACAUCCGCGCGUGUAAGACAGCAGCUGAGGAGCGUGCAGUCAUUGCCAAGGAAUGCGCUGAGAUCAGGACGGCAUUCAAGGUAAACCAGACAGACAGACAGACAGACAGACAGACGGGCUUGUGCUGGCUGCUGGCAUGUGUCUGUGUCUGUUUGGUUUGGUGUGGUGUGUUAUCUGUGUUUCUUCCCCCUCCUGCCUGCCUGUCUGUCUGUCUGUCUGCCUUGUUGAUUACAGGAGGAGGACAAUCACUAUCGGCACCGCAAUGUCGCCAAGCUGCUCUUCAUUCACAUGCUCGGGUCAGUCAGUCGGCGGAAGGGUGCGCUGGCUGGGCUGGGAUGCACUCGUGACUCUCUGUCUGCCUACCCUGCCCUGCCCUGCCCCACUGUCUGUCUGUCUGUCUGUCUGUUGUGUCUGUGUGUGUGCGCGUUGAUGCUGCAGGUACCCGACUCACUUCGGCCAGAUGGAGUGUCUGAAGCUGAUAGCGUCCACCAAGUUUGCCGAGAAGCGCGUAGGCUACCUGGGCCUCACUCAGCUGCUGGACGAGAACACGGAGGUCCUCAUGCUCGUCACCAACUCGGUCAAGAACGACCUCAACCACCCGGUAGGUGUGUGCAGCCAGUUGACCAGCCCCCCACCCACUUGAUUGAUUUGACCCAAAUGAACCAGCAGGUCUUUCUGUUCUGUGGUCCUGUCUGUCACUGCUGUUAAACUGUGCAGAAUCAGUACGUCAAUGGGCUGGCCCUCUGUGCGCUGGGCAACAUAGGCAACCCCGAGAUGUGCAGGUGCGUGUGCAGCCAGCCAGGCAGGAAGCCGACCCAGCGAGAGAGAUUCCAGCCCGCCUGUUGUUAAUCUGUUUGUCUGCUUGUGGUCAUUCCAUCACUUAGGGCGUUGGCUCGUGAGGUAGAGAAUUUGAUGGGCGUGUCCAACCCCUACAUCCGCAAGAAGGCCGCCCUGUGUGCCAUGCGGAUGAUCCGCAAGGUCGAGGAGAUCGAAGACAAAUUCAACCACAAAAUCCCCACACUCCUCGAAGACAGAAACCACGGUCGGCCCACACACACACACACACACACACACCGCACAGGGAGGGAGGGAAGGAACAGAGAGGCAGCGAGCGGCAUGUGGUUGUGUGUCUGUAUGUCUGUAUGUGUCAGCUGUGUUGCUGUCUGGGUGUGCGCUGCUGAUCACGGUGUUGGAGAUCAACCCAUCGGCACUCUCGGAGUUCAGGCGAUACGUACCCACACUGGUAAGUAGCCUGCCUAGACACACACACAACACACACACACACACACUGACCAAUGAAUGCGUGUGUGUGUGUGUGUCUUAGAUCCGUGCGUUGAAGAACAUGUCCAUGUCUGGCUACGCCAACGCGUCCGAGUACGACAUCGCCGGCAUCACUGACCCGUUCCUCCAAGUCAAGAUCCUACGAGUCCUCAAACUACUCGGACACGUAACCACACACACAGGCAGGCAGCCGAUAGCCAACACACACACAAGGAUACAUGGCGUGUCUGUGUGUUGUGUUGUGUGUGCCCCUGAUCAGGGGUCCGUUGACGUGAGCGACGAGAUGAACGACAUCUUGGCUCAGGUGGCGACCAACACUGAGGGCGCCAAGAACGCCGGCAACGCCAUCCUCUACGAGUGCGUCCAGACCAUCAUGAACAUCGAAGCAGAAAGCGGACUUAGAGUGCUGGGUCAGGCAGUCAGUCAGUCAGUCAGUCAGCCAGGCAGUCAGUCACAACACCCCACCCCACCCCACCCCCCAGCACACACACACCCCUAAGAUGUCCCCCAAAAUGUCUGUCUGUCUGUCCCUCUGUCAGGAGUGAACAUCUUGGGUCGUUUCCUGAUGAAUCGGGACAACAACAUUCGCUACGUGGCGCUGACGACGCUGCAGCACGUGGUGACGGUCGACAUGAAGGCCGUCCAGAGACACCGAUCCACCAUCGUCGACUGCCUUAAGGCCAGUACUCUCACCAACCACACCACAUACACCACACCACCAGCGUGUGAUGUGUCGUGUGUUGUGUGUCGUGUGUUGUGUGUGUAGGAUCCUGACGUGUCGAUUCGGAAGCGCGCCCUCGACGUCACCUACGCACUCAUCAACGAGGAGAAUAUCAAGGUGCGCAAGCCAAGGCGAGAGCAGCCACCCAGACAGACAGACAGCAUCGUGGCAUUGUCGUGGCUGGCUGGUACAGACGAUGACCAAGGAGCUGCUGAAUUUUUUGCUUAUGGCCGGGCCCGAGUUCAAAGAGGAUCUGGUCACAAAGGUAGGUUCGUCACCGCCACACAGACAGGCACCACACCACAGCCUCGGCCGUCCAGUCAGCCCAGCCACACACACCCGUCCCGCCUUGGUGGUGUGGUACUGCCUGCCACGCAGAUAUGUCUAGCAGUGGAUCGGUUCGCACCCAACCGGAGAUGGCAGAUUGACACCCUCAUCAAGGUGGGUUGGGUCGGGUACCCAUGACCAUCCCAUCUCUGAGACAGUAUGGGUGCAUUGUGUUGUGUUGCCUUGGGAUGCGUCGCGUUUGGUGCGGUGCAGGUGAUGUGUCUGGCGGGCAACUUCGUGCAGACCCAAAUACGAGACAACUUCAUAUACGUGGUACACACACAUGGUCGACACACACACGCGUCCCACUCUCGAGCGAAUCGCAUCCACAUCAUUCCUCUCUGUCUCUCUCCGUGUCGUGUGUGUGUCACCCACCCAUGUGUGUGUGUCGACCAUGCCAUGACCAUGCCAUGCGUGUGUGUAGGUGAUGGCCACCCCCGAGCUGCACACCUACACCGUCCACAAACUCUUCUUCUCUGUCAAAGAAAACCAAACACAAGUAACCAUCCACACACACAGCCACACCGCACACAACGCACACGCCCCCAAGCUCGUUUGUUCUUCGCUUGAGCAGGAGACGCUCAUCCAGGUGGGCAUAUGGUGUCUGGGGGAGUUCGGCGACCUCCUCGUGUCGGGCAGCGCCGUCGGCCCCGACCAGCAGCCCAUCAAGGUGUCCCCGUCAGAGGUGCUCGACCUGAUCGAAACCAUUGACAGGCGACCAACCGAACAGACCAUCGGCGCAUCCGUCAUGGGCAAGACCGCUGCUGCUGGGGCUGCUGGGAGUAGCGGCGGUGGGGCGAACAGUGCAGGUGGUGGUGGCAGUGGUGUGGGUGGUGUUGGGAGUGCGGUGCAGAGCGCCAACAGUGCGUUGGUGACGCAGGAGUACAUCAUCACCACACUCAUGAAACUCACCACACGAUUCCCAAACGGUCAGUCAGUCUGUCGGUAAAGGGGGGGGGACACGGAUUGGAUUAUCGCAUUCAUUGGUGCGUCUGGUGUGUGUGUGUGUUGUGUUGUGUUUUGUUGUGUGUCAGAGGUGCCGCGCAUCCGCGGUCUGUUAGAGAAGUAUUCGGCGAGCAUGUCGCUGGAGAUACAGCAGCGGGCCUGCGAAUACGAGCAGCUUCUCGGCAACACAUGGGACAAACUCAGGUAUGCCCUGCACACAGAUCACAUGCCACAGCUGAGCUACGGAUGUGAUGUGUUGCCGUGUGUAUGUGUGUUAGGGAGGGCAUAUUGGAUCGCAUGCCCGCGUCAGAGAGAGCCAAGACCCUCACCACCGACAGACCCUCAGGUCAGGAAGCAGCCACACAACCCAACCCAAAUCCCGCCCAACAUACUCCACUCCACUCUGUCUGUCUGUCUGUCUGUGUGUCAGGUGAUGCGUCGAUCGACGAGGUGCCGACGACUGCCAACCACCACCCCAAGGGCGGCGAUCUCCUCGACCUCAACGACCUGCUCGACCUUGACACAAGGCCUGCACCCCCUGGGGGUGCCGUGCUCAACAGCCACCCUGCGACACAGACCAGCCCACACAAGCCAUCCACCGGUGAGAGAGAAGAUCGAAAUCCAGCAAGGCUGGCUGCAAAGGCAGCAGGCACCUGUGUGUGAUGUGUGUGUGUGUGUAGGUGGUGGUGAUUUGUUGGAUUUGCUGGGUGGCCUGGGGGGCGAGCUGGCGCCAUCGGCUGGUGCUCCGGCGCCCACGGCAGCAUCAGGUGGGCGAGAUCCGGAAGGGAAAGAGUUGGAAUGAGAAUGGAUGUGUGGAUGAUUUGGUUGGUUGACUGCUGUCAGGUUUGGACGCGUUGGCGGAUUUGAACUUGGGCGGACCCACUUUAAACUCCCACCCCCCACCAGCCGCCGCUGCCGCUACUGCUGCUGCUGCUGAUGCGGCACGACCACCAUCGACAGGAGGGGUAGGCCACGCAGACAGACAGACAACCCCACCAAGUAUCAAGACACACAACCGGCUCGCAUGUGUGUAUGCGUUUCUUUCAUCCCCAUCGUGUGCAGGACAUCCUGGACAUCUUCGGUGGCACCCCCUCCCCGGCCUCUCCACCCACCGCCCCGCCCGCCGGCGGCAAAUCCUUCCCGCCAUUCACCGCCUUCGACAAGAACGGACUGCAGAUCACAUUCACAUGCAAACAGGUACCUACCACCACACACAGACACAGACGUGCAGUGGUCAAGGGAGAUGACGUGUGUGUGCAGGAUGGGAGCGAUCCGAAGCGUUCGACGGUGGAGGCGAGUUUCGUCAACACCUCCACCGACGCCAUGAGCGCAUUCGUCUUUGAGGUGACAACACACCCCAUACAAUCAUCUCAUUCAUUCAUUCAUUCUUGUGAAAACCCUCCCUGCCCUGCAGGCAGCUGUGCCCAAGUAUGUGACGCUAUCGAUGGACCCCGCAAGUGCGUCUGUGGUGGAGCCGUUCGGGCUGACCCCCACCACCCAGAGGAUAUCCCUAGUCAACAGCGCCCAGGGGGAGAAGCCCAUCAUGAUGAAGAUACGCAUCUCCUACACACACAAGGAUCAGCAGGUCACACACCGAGGGAGGGAGGGAGGGACAGGAGCUCGAUUGUUCGUGUCUGUUGAUGGCGCAUUGAUGUGUGUGUGAGAGUAUGUGCAGGUGCAGGAGUUUGGUCAGGUGUCGGACUUCCCGAAGGAGCUGUGACUGACGCGACCUGAGGUGUCAUGCGAGGGGCAGCGUGUAGACCUGACGAGCAGAGCAUGCGUGAGAGUAUUUGUCUGAGUAGGGGUGCCGAUGCGAUGCGAUGCUAUGAGACGAGAUGGAUGGGACAAGAUGAGAGCCGUAUGUGCGCGUGUGAGUGUGUGAGUCGGUGUGUCGUCUUUGGUGCUCCAUAAUUGAUUGACAUAUAUGCUACGAUUGAGCUCUCUCUCCGGCCUGCCUGCCUCCCUGCCUGCCUGUGCAUGGAUGCCCACAAUCUGUCCGUCUGUCUGUCUGUCUGUCUCGUGUGCGGUGCAUGCCUCUCUCUGUCUGAGUGAUGCGACUUGCCUCGCGUCCAUCCUUCCUUGUUCGGUCAAAGAAGGUUUUAAUCCACACUUAAC